Lynx canadensis (Canada lynx) is the source of this 1524-nucleotide messenger RNA. RefSeq names its product izumo sperm-egg fusion protein 1-like. The coding region runs from base 442 to 1503 and encodes 353 amino acids. Gene Ontology annotation, molecular function: protein binding involved in heterotypic cell-cell adhesion; signaling receptor binding. NCBI's taxonomy places the organism in Eukaryota, Metazoa, Chordata, Mammalia, Carnivora, Felidae. Gene Ontology annotation, cellular component: plasma membrane; acrosomal membrane. The record is from RefSeq and is a predicted model, not a curated record. The transcript is spliced from 9 exons. Gene Ontology annotation, biological process: heterotypic cell-cell adhesion; sperm-egg recognition; fusion of sperm to egg plasma membrane involved in single fertilization.
CACGUCCGAAGCUAGAACGGGGAGGCUGUGGGAAUUCCUUGUAGAUCGGGGGAAACGGUGACUCGGACUCCAGUCACAAAGCUCUCCACAUCACGUGACCGACCUCACCUUCGCUCCAGAAACGUCCUCAAUUUUAGCCGUGGCAAAUAAAGUGGAAGGACGUGACCUGCUCGUCCCCUCUAAAGGCCCUCGGCCUGGAUUGGGCCCUUCAGCGAACUCUAGUAUUCCAGGGUGCAACAUUCAAGGUCAAGGUCGGGCAGCGGCUGUCUAGGGUGCAGCGGGACUCUGGACUCCUCGGUUUCCUAACCGAGAAGGGGGAGCCCUGCAAAUUGGGGGGCCUUACUCUCGGGGAAGGGGUUCUUUCCCGUUACUGAUCACCCCUUCCGUGUGGGGUGGGAGGACCCUCCCCGGGUUCUGUGCGGGCUGAGCGCUGUGGCCGCAAUGGGUCCCCAAGUAGCCCUCCUGGUGGCGGCGCUAGCCGGCUGCCUGCUUCCUGCCGGGGGCUGUGUCAUAUGUGAUCAGAGGGUCGUGGCGGCUCUGGACGCCUUGGAAAAGGAAUACCUGCCUACCCACAUGGCGCGCGAGCGUCAGAGACAAGUGAUGGAAACGAUAAGACAAACCGUGAGAAAUUUCUGGGACCUGCCAUAUUUAGAGGAUGCCUUUAUGGGCGUUAUAGAUGAGGCCACGAUGGAAACGUCAGUGUUGGGUUUUCUGAGGAGUAUGACACUUAUCACAAACAGUGACAUAGCAGAUGACACUUUCGUGAAGGAGUUCUCCUGGAUGUUGACUCUGGAAAAGGCAGCCUUUCAGCGCAAUGUUGCUCGGUUCCAAAGAGAGGAUUUCUGUCCCAACAAAUGUGGUAUGAUGUUGCAGCCUCUGAUCUGGUGCAGUAAUUGUAAAAAGCAGCUUCACGUUUGUCGAAAGUCCACAGAUUGCGGUGUGCGCCAAAUCAACGUCCACGAAAAGGAAGACUUGGUCCUGGACUGUGAGCUCAACUGGCAUAAAUUAUCUCAAGGCCUGACCUAUUACAGCUUUUACAGGGUUUGGGGGAGCAAUUCUGAGACCUUGGUGUACAAGGGGAAACAGCCCACCCUGACCAAGCCCCUGGUGGGGCCAGAGGAUGCAGGUGACUACCGCUGUGAGUUGGGCACUGUGAGAUCCCUCCCAGCCACGGUCAUCCAUUUUAAAGUCACAGUGUUGCCUCAGAGAAUCAUAGAGGAGACACCGACAUCAAACUUUGAAACCGAGGAGCAGCUGUCCCCAACCCUCCAGCCUUCAGAGUACCCUAAGCCCGAGAAGGUGCUGAGAAGCCUUCUGGCAGGGCUGCUGAUCUGGGGCUUUGUGGUGCUGAUCAUCAGCUUUGUCACCGCCGUGCUUUGCUUUCUGCCUGGGAACGUGAUGGAUUCCAUAAAGUCCUGGUUCCUCACAAACAGAGUAGCCGCCCUGCAGAGCCAGGUUCCGAAGGUACCGAAAGGAAACGACACAGCACCAAGUCACAAAUAAAGAUUUAUCUGGUUGCCUAAA